This is a messenger RNA of Talaromyces proteolyticus, 678 nucleotides long. RefSeq lists its product as uncharacterized. The record is from RefSeq and is a predicted model, not a curated record. The coding region runs from base 30 to 425 and encodes 131 amino acids. The transcript has 2 exons. Lineage: Eukaryota; Fungi; Ascomycota; Eurotiomycetes; Eurotiales; Trichocomaceae.
CUAAAGAUUAUCUUUCCCAGAAUCAUCCCAUGUGGCGAUAUUCACUAGGGAUAUCGGUCAGUUGUAUAGAAUUUCAACAAAUAUUUAAUCCUGAGAUACUUAACUUAUCAGCAAUCUCUCUUUGCCGCAAUAGGAAAUGGUGGCCUCAACCAUCUUGCCUAGAAUUUAACUUCACAUUUCGUACAAGCAUUAGUUGCAUCGAGAUUGUCAUCGGCAUAGCUGGCUAUUCUGGUAUUUUACCUUCUUCUGGCAUUGGAUCAUCUGUCAGAAAAGGCAUACGGGGUAUCCCAUGGCUGGGUAAAAGCACUGGGCCUUUUUCAAUCACACAUGGGAAAUUGGUGUCUUUUAUCAUAGGCCGACAACUCUUUUCAGAUGCUUAUUCCCAGGUAUUGUACACAGUUGAUUAUUGGUUCCGGUUUUGUUAAUCUUUAAUCUUAAUACCAAUGCAAUGUGCUAAACCCACAUAGACUGCAGUUUUCUAAGGGUGGUAAGAAACCCCACGAUUUCGAUCCCCCCGGUGACGGUUCCUUGUAAUUUGCGUGGAUGAGCCUUCGAGCAGCCGUCAAGGACGCUCGACCACCGAGACACUGGAAAUGAUGUAGUGGUAUCAUUUGUAUCUCAAAUGUCCUGUUUAACUACCAAUUGCGUUGAGUCAUAUAGUUACGAUGUGUGAAUCCC